AUGGCACACCACCACCGUAGCCACAGGCAUCUGCCUCGCAACCCGGACUUUUGGAGCGACAUUUUCAAGAACCCGUUCGGUUCCAACGAUGACGACGACAGCAACAGCGGAGGAAGCAGCAACAAUGGAGGUAAUGAUAAAAUCAGGCGUCAAGACGACGACGACGACCAGCCCACUUCUACGCGCAGACGCGCUAACAGACAAGGUCGAUCAACUGUGAUCCGUACCAUUUACCAAACCGUCACCGAUGGCGCCGUCGCUGCUGCUACCACCUCUUCCACGAAGCUCAUCGUCGCUCCCUCUGCCCUCCCCACCCGCCGAAUCACCACCUCGUCUUCCGAUUCGGCCGAUUCCGGUACCACUAUCGCGAGAGCGGGCGGUGCCGUUGCUGUGACUCCCGACGCCUCCACCACCACUUCUGCUGCCGACGAGACCUCGACUUCGCUCCCCUCCGUCAUCGAGGAGCCUCUUACUGAGAGCAUUCAGACGACCCUUGCUCUCGCGACUGAUGCUCCCACUCUCGCCCGCUCUACCAGGUCUGCUGCCACUGCCAACGAAAUCACCGCCACUUCUAGCCCUUCCGCAACCGCCACUGCCGCCAGCGACAAGUCCGCCUCCGAGCCCAGCGGCGCCGCGAAAGCUGGCAUCGCUAUUGGUGUUUUGGCCGGUGUUUUGGUCGUCUUCUUGCUCGUCUUCUUCCUUUUCAACCGCCGCAAGAAGCAGUUGGAACAGCAACGCCUGGCUGAUGAGGAUGAGAAGAGCAACUUCGGAACCGCUGCCGCUGUCACUGCUGGCAACAAUAACAACAACCCCCGCGCUCCUCGUGUCAGCCUCCGUCCCGUCACUCAGUUCCUGCCUAACCUCAACCUCGACAAGCGCCAGAGCCGAGAGCCCCACGUCAAUGGAAACAUGGCCCCUGCUGCUGCCCUUGGUGCCCGUUCCCCCGGCCAGAGUGCCUGGGAGCGACCCGUCACGGGCCAGAACUCCAACCCCUCCAACCCCUUCGGAUCCGGCGCCGAGAGGAUCAACGGUACCAUUGUCGAGGAAACUGCGAGCUCCUUGAGCCUCAACGAGAAGCCUCUGCCUUCUGUCGUCGACGCCUCCACUGUUGGUACCGCCGUGAGCGGACCUCCCCAUGCUGCCAACGGAGCCGCAGUAGCUGUUGGUGCUGCAGCCGCCGCCGGAGCUGGUGCUGUUGCCGCUGGAGGUCUUGUCCGCAAGGCGUCAACCCGCAAGGACGGCCCCAAGGCCCUCGAUCUCACCCUGCCCGCGACCGCGCCCCUGUCUACUGUCCCCGCCAGCCCGUCUGGUACCGAGUUCAGCGCCACGUCUGCUGGCCCCGGUCACCACUCCAACAGCUCCACCGGAUCUGCCGCCAUUGCUGCUGCUGGCGGACCCGCUAACACGACUGUUCAUCGCGUGCAACUCGACUUCAAGCCUACUCUGGAGGAUGAGAUGGAAUUGAGAGCUGGUCAACUUGUGCGCCUUCUCCACGAGUAUGACGACGGCUGGGCGCUCUGCAUUCGCUUGGAUAGAUCCCAGCAGGGUGUUGUACCGCGUACCUGCUUGUCAACUCGUGCCGUCAAGCCUAGACCUCAGGGGCCUCAAGGACCUCCUCGCGGUCCUCACAUGGGCCCCAACGGUCCCAACGGCCCCCCGCGGGGUCCUGGCCCCCACUACCCUCCCGGGCAACGCCCCAUGACCCCCCAGGGCGGUCCUUACCCUCGCCCCGAGUCGCCUGCGCGUCCUCGAACUGCCGGUGCCCGACCCCAAUCCCCGGCCGGCAACCGCGGACCUGGAGGCCGACCUCAGUCCCCGGGCCCCCGAUUCCAAGGACCCCCGGGACAGAGACCUCAGAGCCCCGGAGGACAGGGGCGCAAGGCGAGCCCUCCUUCGGGACCUAGUAGAAUCCCCCAGCCCAGCCGAAUGAACCCUACCGGACCCCCGCCACAACAGGGUCCCGGUCGUCCAGGCCCGCCAAUGGGACCUGUCGGCCGCAAGCCCGUCCCCGGUCAAGCUCCCCCGCCCCCGAGCCAGUCUCCUCCGCCUGGCCAGGCUGUGUAA
Colletotrichum karsti is the source of this 2064-nucleotide messenger RNA. RefSeq names its product sh3 domain protein. The transcript is spliced from 2 exons. Gene Ontology annotation, molecular function: protein binding. NCBI's taxonomy places the organism in Eukaryota, Fungi, Ascomycota, Sordariomycetes, Glomerellales, Glomerellaceae. The record is from RefSeq and is a predicted model, not a curated record. Bases 1 to 2064 code for a protein of 687 amino acids.